CAACGCCGCACCGCACAGGAACAUUCCUCCCGCGAAAGGAGAAAUUUUUUCCAGUGCGCAAUUUCUAAAAUUUCCAUCUCCUGCUUCAAUGCCAUCAUCGUCAUCAUAUGCACACAAGAGUUUCCACCAUUAAAUUCGAUCGAUUUCGCCAUUUGUUCCGAUCAAUCAGCUCUCAAUCUGCGCCAUUUAUCAGCUCGUUUGUCCGAAAUUGAGUAUCUCAGAUUUUAUUCUUCACCUCCUGCAGAUCUCUCGGUCGGUUUUUACCUUUUUUGGUUUCGUGAUCUCGUCUGUUUGAGGAUUCUGCUGAAGCAUUUGAGUUCGGAUUUUGAGGAAAAUUCUUCAGUAAUCAUAGCUGGAUCUGGUUGAGCUAUCUCGGAGCUUUUAAACGGGCACAACCAUGAAUCCGUUUUCCUCUGGCACGCGGAUGAGGGACAUGAUUAGAGCCAUACGUGCAUGCAAAACUGCAGCCGAGGAACGAGCUGUUGUAAGAAAAGAAUGUGCUGCAAUUCGAGCUGCAAUUAGUGAAAAUGACCAAGAUUAUAGCCAUCGCAAUUUGGCGAAGCUCAUGUUUAUUCACAUGCUUGGAUACCCAACACAUUUUGGUCAAAUGGAGUGCCUGAAGUUAAUUGCAUCACCGGGAUUCCCAGAGAAGAGAAUAGGAUACCUUGGCCUUAUGUUGCUUCUUGAUGAAAGACAGGAAGUUCUGAUGCUUGUCACCAACUCAAUAAAACAGGAUCUAAACCACACCAACCAGUAUAUUGUUGGACUUGCUCUGUGUGCCUUGGGGAAUAUCGGUUCUGCAGAGAUGGCUCGUGAUCUUGCCCCAGAUGUUGAAAGAUUACUUCAAUUUAGAGACCCAAAUAUACGGAAAAAAGCAGCGUUAUGCACAAUAAGGAUAAUUAAGAAAGUACCAGACCUGGCAGAGAACUUCAUAAAUCCUGCAGCUGCCUUACUGAAGGAAAAGCAUCACGGUGUCUUAAUAACAGGAGUCCGACUAUGCACGGAUCUGUGCAAAAUCAGUGAUGAGGCUCUUGAGUAUUUCAAAAAGAAAUCCAUCGAUGGCUUAGUCAAACUUCUAAGGGAUCUUACGAACAGUCCAUACGCACCUGAGUAUGAUAUUUCUGGGAUUACAGAUCCUUUUCUUCAUAUUCGAUUGCUCAAGCUCUUGCGCGUUUUGGGCGAAGGAGAUGCUGAUGCUAGUGAUAUCAUGAAUGAUCUUCUUGCCCAGGUGGCAACCAAAACUGAGUCAAACAAAAAUGCUGGGAAUGCCAUCCUCUAUGAAUGUGUUGCUGCAAUAAUGAGCAUUGAGGAUAAUGGAGGGUUAAGGGUGCUUGCUGUCAAUAUAUUGGGAAGAUUUUUGUCCAGCCGGGACAACAAUAUCAGAUAUGUCGCGUUGAAUAUGCUGAUGAAAGCUAUGGCCUUAGAUAGUCAAGCAGUGCAAAGGCAUCGGGCCACAAUUCUGGAAUGUGUAAAGGAUUCAGAUGCUUCAAUUCGUAAAAGGGCCCUUGAGCUUGUUUAUCUUCUGGUAAAUGAAAACAAUGUGAAGCAGUUGACGAAGGAGCUUGUUGACUAUCUUGAAGUUAGUGACCUUGAAUUUAAGGGAGACCUCAGUGCCAAAAUUUGCUCUAUUGUGGAGAAGUUUUCCCCUGAGAAAAUAUGGUAUAUCGAUCAGAUGCUGAAGGUCCUAUCAGAGGCUGGAAAUAAUGUGAAGGAUGACGUGUGGCAUGCCCUUAUUGUUGUAAUUACUAAUGCUCCUAAUCUCCAUGGUUACACGGUAAGAUCGCUGUACAAGGCUGUGCAAAGGAAAACUGAACAGGAAACUCUUCUUCGUGUAGCUGUUUGGUGCAUUGGAGAAUAUGGCGACAUGCUGAUUAGUAAUGCCGGAAUGCUUGAUAUAGAGGACCCAAUAACCGUAACAGAGGCUGAUGCUGUUGAUGUUGUAGAAACUGCAAUUGGACGCGAUUCUUCCGAUCUCAUGACUCAAGCUAUGUGCUUGAUUGCUUUGUUAAAGCUAUCGAGUCGAUUUCCUUCCGUUUCAAAGAGGGUAAAUGACAUUAUUCACCAUCAAAAACGAAGCCUUGUGCUUGAACUGCAACAGAGAGCAAUUGAGUUUAAUUCUAUUAUCGGGAAGCAUGAGAAAAUCAGGUCUGCAUUGGUAGAAAGGAUGCCAGUACUUGAUGAGGCAACUUUCAGUGGGAGGAGAGCUGGUUCUGUGCCAAAUGCAGUUUCAACUUCGCAAGGAGCUCCACCAAAAAUUCCUAAUGGAGUUGCCAAACCCGUAUCACCUCCUCUAGUUGAUUUGCUCGAUCUUAGUUCUGAUGACGUUCCAAUCUCUGGCCCCUCUGGCGGAGAUUUUCUUCAGGAUCUACUUGGAGUCGAUAUGUCCCCAGCUCCUUUACAAGGAACCAAUCAGACCAACAAAAGUGGUACCGAUAUGUUGCUGGACCUUUUGUCAAUUGGAGCUCCUCCAGCACAAAGUAGCUCAUCCACGCUCGAUAUUUUAUCUAUAAGUCAAGAUAACCAAAGCGCAGGGGACCUUUCGGGGAAAUUGCCCACGCCCUCGCCUUCAGUGCAAGCUUCUAACCCUGCUGGAAGUUCUUCAAUGAUGGAUUUGUUGGAUGGUUUUGGAGCCAGCCCAUCUGUGCCCGGUAAUCAUCAUUUUGCAGUAACCGACGUCCCAACCUAUCCAUCAAUUGUUGCAUUCGAGAGCAGCUCCCUGAAAGUAACAUUCAACUUCUCAAAGGAGCCUGGCAGCCCGCAGACCACAUUAAUCGAGGCUCAAUUUAUGAACAAGUCACCUAAUAUCUACUCAAAUUUUGUAUUCCAGGCUGCAGUUCCCAAGUUUCUUCAAUUGCACUUGGAUCCUGCUAGCAGCAAUACACUUCCUGCGAGUGGCGAUGGUUCGAUCACGCAGACGUUGCGAGUUUCGAACAGCCAACACGGCAAGAAAUCUCUUGUCAUGCGUAUGAGGAUAAAUUACAAGGCGAACGACAAAGACAUCCUCGAGGAGGGACAGAUCAACAACUUCCCCCGUGGUCUGUGAGGCAACGUCCCGGCCCUUGACAAUAUAACUCAUUUUAAAUUUUCACAGUAAAGAAGCAUCCUUCGUCUCUCGGUCGUUUGAGGCAAAAUUUUGUCAUGUCGUUCUGACUGUCGGGACAGCAGCAUUUGGACUCUUCGAGUGGCUCAACCGGGUACCCUUCGAGUGCUUCUAUUUUACUCAGUCAUUUCUUCCCCUGAAUGGGUUACUUUGUGUACAUUGUUACAAGAAAAAGAAUGUUCAAAAAUUUUGUGCCAAAACUUAUUUCUACUCAACAAGGUCUUGAAUUCUGAUUUUGUAAGCCUAAUUUGUCAUAGAACUGUCUGUAUUCAAUUGAAGAAGCAUUUUUGUAAUUUAGACUUUUCAAAAUAUUCUGAUUUUG
Salvia miltiorrhiza (redroot sage) is the source of this 3422-nucleotide messenger RNA. RefSeq names its product AP-1 complex subunit gamma-2-like. The record is from RefSeq and is a predicted model, not a curated record. Gene Ontology annotation, molecular function: clathrin-cargo adaptor activity. The transcript is spliced from 18 exons. Lineage: Eukaryota; Viridiplantae; Streptophyta; Magnoliopsida; Lamiales; Lamiaceae. Gene Ontology annotation, cellular component: AP-1 adaptor complex; membrane coat; Golgi apparatus. The coding region runs from base 398 to 3043 and encodes 881 amino acids. Gene Ontology annotation, biological process: Golgi to vacuole transport; intracellular protein transport; receptor-mediated endocytosis.